AUGGCGUCGGGAAAAGAGAAAGGUCUUGAAGUGUCAAAAUUUCUUACUCAAGAAAACGAUGAUUUGGCAGAGUGGGAGCAUUACUUCAGAAUAUUCAAGAAAGCUACGAAGAUGGCCUUUCCGGACUGUGGAAAAUUUAUUUCAGAGUAUUCUAAAUAUAUUAAAUCUCAGUUCUGGUCUGGUGGCAUUAGAGCAAAUUGGAGAAACAUUGCGGAUUACAACGCAGCGUUUAGGAAUCAAGUGGCCGAUCGAAGAUAUGUUUGCUUUGCAGAUUGGAACCAUAAAGAUUUCGACGUCCUUAAGACGCAAUUUUUUGGUAGUGCAUACGAUCAACGUUCUAGCAAUCUGGUGGCUCCUUCUUCUUUCGCUCGUUAUAAUCAGCCUUUUGUCAAUCCGGUUGCUUCUUCUUUGUUUUCACGACCUGCUGUCCAAGCUCCUUCUCGUAGAAAAGGAGCUCUUCAGGCAGGUCCUUCAACGUCAAAACCGGCUACUCCUGGAGCUCAUUACACACCUGAGUUUAAGCAUAAGAAUGGUUUGGGGAUUACUAGCGCGAAGGGAGUCAAGCAUGCGGAACAGUACUGUUUUGCAUACAAUUCUCCUGAGAACUGUUCGUUCUCAGAUGCGGAUUGCAGUAGGCUACACCUUUGUAGAGUUGUGGCUGACCAAAAAGUAUUUUACAGAAUGUCCGGGGAUGUGGUGCAAAACACCGCGGAUGCAAUCACUCCUGAAGAAUAUACUUCAGAGAGGUAUCUUAGGGGGUAUCAAUGGGAUGGUAUGAACCCUCUUGGCUUCUCAGCAGCCAUCGAAUCUAGUUUAACUGCGGAACCGUUUCCGGACGCUCCUUCUUUAGAAGAAGAUGAAGAUGCGGCAUUUGCUUUGAAACGGUUUCAUUAUUUAUUUACAAUUCAAACACCUUUUAAUAUUGAUAAGAUGGAACAAUUACUGAAGUUCCAUCCUAAUCAACCGUUUGUGAAGUCGGCAAUAAAAGGUCUUAGGGAAGGAUUUUGGCCUUCAUCUCGUCUUCCGUCGUCAGAAAUUGUGGACAUUCCGAAUCACAAAACUUGUUUCGAAAACCAAGAGCUUUUGGAAAAACAAUGUGAGGAGGAAAUUGCCAAAGGUCGCUAUUCCGAAGAAUUUUUGACGUUGUUACCUGGUAUGAAAGUCAUUCCUCUGUUGAUGACUUCAAAGAAAGAUUCGGACAAGAUGAGAGUUUGUUCGAAUAUGAGUUUUGGCAAACCGUCUCCAAAUGAUUUAAUUGAUAAAGACAAAAUCAAAGUUUCGUACGACUCACUUCAAUUGUGGAUGCCUUUCUUAAUCGAGUUGAAGAAAAAACACGGGGACGUUACGAUUUUCAAAUCCAACGUGGAAGGUGCUUUUAGGACUCUUCCAGCUCAUCUUCAAUACCAAAUUCGACAAGUUCUACGCAUCAAAAAGAAAUUCAGAAUCGAUCACAACCUCACUUUUGGAUCUUCAGCCUCUCCACACAUCUGGUGUGGAGUUUUCUCGCUUGUCCUUUGGAUAGCGGAAGAAAUUUUUCAUAUCAAGUCUCUUAACUGUAUGAUGGACGACGUUUGGUCCGCUGCGGCUGCCGACGAUUGGAUCACGUUUAAGGAUCACAGGAUUCCAGGUCCCCAAGCUAAAUUACUCAUGGUUUUUGACAUCUUGGGGGUACCUUGGGUUUGGAAAAAGCAAGUUCACGGUUCGGUCUUAGAGAUUAUUGGUCACAUCGUAGAUUCUAAGAAGAUGAGUGUGUAUUUAGAAGCGGACAAGAAGCUAUUAAUGAUAGAUUUGAUCAAAAAGUUUGUGUCUACUCCAAGUCAUUCGCUUAGAGAUUGGCAAUCCAUGCAGGGCUGGAUAUCUUGGGGCUUUAACUCAAUGCCCUUAGGUAGAUUUGCAUUGCAAAGUCUUUAUGAAAAGACGGGUGGAAAGACGGAACGGUUUCUCUCUAUUCAUCUUAAUAAGGAAAAUCAGGGCGAUCUUUGGUGGUUAAUUGAUUAUUUUGAAUCAUGCAACGGAGUUUUGGUCCUGAAAUCCUCAACUUGGUCUGCUCUUCAAGCUGAUUCGUUAUUCUAUGUCGACGCAUGUCCAACGGGUAUUGGAGUGUGGGAGCCUGGUUCAAGGAAAGCUUAUUAUCACAAGUUACCACUACCUUCUCGUCAUAUCUUUUGGGCAGAGUUGUUAGCUGUUUUGGCGGCCAUUGAUUUAGGAAUCAACGCAGGAUCAAGAAGGAUUUAUGUGCAAACUGAUAACAAAAACGUUUUUCAUCUUUUUAAUUCACACCGUCCUAACCAACUCAUUCGUCCUCUUUUUCGUUACAUUGUUCAACGGAUGGUUGAUUGUCAAGUGGAAGUAAAGGUCGCUCAUAUUGCUGGAUUGACAAAUACCUGCGCAGAUCUUUUAUCUCAUUCGUUAACAGACGCUGUGAAAAGAGAAUUUUAUCCUUCGUCUAUUUCUCUUCUUAAAAUCGAUCCUGUUCUAGGAGCAGGUGGUAUCGAAAUAAACUUAGAACAUUUUAAUAACCCGGCUUUAUCAUGGCGUCGGGACCUUUGA
Molecule: messenger RNA, 2550 nt
Organism: Melampsora larici-populina 98AG31
Lineage: Eukaryota; Fungi; Basidiomycota; Pucciniomycetes; Pucciniales; Melampsoraceae
Exons: 3
Coding region: 1-2550 (849 amino acids)
Molecular function (GO): RNA-DNA hybrid ribonuclease activity; nucleic acid binding
Source: RefSeq, a predicted model, not a curated record